Molecule: messenger RNA, 3441 nt
Organism: Lasiosphaeria miniovina
Lineage: Eukaryota; Fungi; Ascomycota; Sordariomycetes; Sordariales; Lasiosphaeriaceae
Exons: 2
Coding region: 1-3441 (1146 amino acids)
Biological process (GO): protein localization to plasma membrane
Cellular component (GO): plasma membrane
Source: RefSeq, a predicted model, not a curated record
AUGAAUGCGAUCCAGCAACGGUGCCGGCCAAAGCACCAGGUCCUCGUCUUGAAAUGCUACCCGCGCACUACAAAGGGCGCCGUCGAUGUCAAGCCGAAUUCGAGCGAGUUGAGCUACCUGCUGUUCUACGCACAGUCGCGUCGGUCCAAGAUCCAGAAAGUGGGCAGCUUCUUGGAAAAGAAGACGGCCAGCGAUGUAUACCGCCUGAGGAUAGGGAACGUCCAAGUCACGCUUCAGAUCCUAACCGCCCUUAUGGAGAAAGCGGGCAAAGACUUCCCGCUGCUCGCAUCAUGCGUUCUCAAGGUCCUGGAGCUAAUCCUCAAAUCCAACGACAUCACCAUGGUUGAGUCAUCGAUACCGACUUUCGAAGCCUUCUGCGAGAAUCAUGACCCAACGUCGCUACUGGGCGACCAGGCCUAUUUGCGACAGUACCUGGCCGUAGCUGAUCAGUAUGCCUCGCUCGCCUCCACUCGCUUAUCUCCCGGGAAGGUACAGCCGAGUAAGCCCAUCGCGCUGCGGUGGAGGAACGCGGGACUCGCAGCUAUACGGAGUAUCGCCUCUUCUGAUGCGCUUUCGUCUGCCACGAACCGGCAGUACGAUGCGGCCGUCCCCAUGAUUUUGGAGAAUCUGUGGACCGACAACGAAGACUUCCUAGACGUGUUGCUGCAGCGGGCCGAAGGGGACGAAAAGGGCGACCCAGCGCCCAUGAAGAGGAGGAUGAGCAUUGCCACUGUGCGAACGGCGGAUACAUUCGAGGGGAAUCCAAACCCGAUUGCACUUUCGGGAACGGCUGUGGACGUGGAUAAGCUGGAAGAAGAGGACAUUGGCGUGCUGGCAAUGCAGUGCCUUAUGCAGAUUUUCAGUGCCCCUAACCGCUCACAAGUACAUGCCGCUACGGCUGCGCUGCUGAAAUUCACCGAAGAGCGAGUCAACCAGCUCGAGAAUGUUGUCAAGACGAGCACCAGCGGCAAAGACAGUGGCUGGGCGAUCAAGAUGAUCCUGCUGGUUGCCCGCUGGGCUCCAGUGGCGGAUCGAUUCACAAUUCUAGUGACGGCUAUGGGGACGCUCUCCCAGUGCCCUUUGACGGAUGAAAAUCUACGCCAUCACAUCGUUCUUACGGCCAUGAUUGGCGCCCUUUUGCGGUCGGAUAUCAACCUCAUCGGCCUGAGCGUUAUGGACAUCCUACUCCAGCUCAUUGCACAUAUACGGAGGCUCGUCCAGAUGCCAGGGGAUCCGAACAGCAUGAGAAGCGACCCACCACUCCCCGGACAGCCCGACCCGCGUUCGCCCACCACCGUACAGUUCGCCGAAAAUGCAGACCGGAUUGCUGCUCAGCGCAAAGACCUCCUGCUCCGGCUUCAGGAAUGCAUUGGAGAUCUGGCUACGCAUGUCUACUACGCCGAUCAGAUAUCGGACAUGAUCUCGACCAUUCUCCUUAAGCUGAAGCCGUCUAGAUCGAGUAGCACCUCGAGCUCAUCGCCCCAGGGUGAAAAGGCGGAGGCUGUAGCGGCUUCAUCUGUCGACGACCAGCAAAUAGAUUCGCUGUUUGCCCUCACCGUCGCGAAGAUCGCGGCGCUCAGGGCAAUCAAGUCGGUCCUGCUUGUCGCCAAUCCCCGGACAAAGAUGAGCGGCAACUACGCGCUAUCCAGGAAUCAUGUGCCGAUCCAGGUGUGGGAGGGCACGCAGUGGCUGUUCCGGGAUCCAGACGGCCUCGUCCGGAAAGCGUACGCCGACGCAGUCGCAACGUGGCUAGACCGUGAAACAACGAAAGCAGAUGCCCAGGCUAGGGACGAAACGGCUCGGACGACGCUGAGGAAUCGGGACCUUGUUGGGGGGACGCUUGCACGGAGAGUCGUCUCCAGCGCCUCGGCGCGAGGCGACAAACCCAUCAAAGCCCCGCGCUCGCACUUCUUGCAACUCCUCCACGUUGCCAUCUACGACAAUGCCGUCCAGUUUGUCGAGUACGAGACAGACGUUGUGCUGCUUCACGUUUUGCUGGCAAAGCUUGUGAAUCGGCUCGGCGUGAAUGCCGUUAGAUAUGGCCUGCCCAUGAUUUUCAGACUCCAGGAGGACAUUCAGGACGCCGAUACGCCUAUUGCCAAGGUCCGCCUUGGGAGCUUGGUGCACGGCUACUUCUGGAUUCUCACCGAGAAGUUCGACUUUGAGGCAUCGGUUGUAGGAAGGGCGAUCCAUAACGAAAUCGUUCGUCGCCGUAGCAAGCAUUUUUGGGUCGAGGGCAUCUACAUGCCACCCCCGCUCAUGGAGCUGGCAGGGACCCCUGGAAUGGCGAGACCUCAACCAAGGCUCCCUAUCAAGGAAAUCGAGUCAGAGGCGUUGCUCCCCUUUGAUGACCGCCUCGCCUUGGUGGAGAGCGUCUGCCACGGGUAUGAGGAGGCGACAGUCUCGCCGCCCACAAGCCCGGCCGCUAGUCCUGGCCGGAGCUUCUCCCAUCCCGUUAUUGGCUCGUCCCUGAGCACUAUCCCUGCUAUCGAGAUGGAACGCGAGAUUCCUUCCCACUUCCGCGAGCAGAUGCUUGCGGAUUGGUCUCGGGACGCCACCUUGGCUGCCGUCCAGGCGGUCAGCAAGUCGACCUCGCUCAACGGAUCGCGGUCGGGCACCACAGGGACAAAUAAGAACCGCCUCGCGGCAAAUGGCGGGUUGACGGCGAACGGAAAUGGACAAGCUCAUGCAGCUAGGACGCCAUCUCCCUUUGCUAGCAAGGCCAAUCUCCGCCCUUCGUCAUCACCAGCUGGUAAUCCCGGCGCCCCGCCGGCUACCAAGCUCCGUAAAUCAAGCGUUCGCAGCAAUGCAUCGCCGGCUGGAAGGAGCCCCGCGGGCAAGGAGCAAGCUGUAACGUCGGUCGAGCAGCUCAAACUCGUACUGUCGGGUCAUCUGCAGCCGCCGCCUACAAUGCACGGGCUGCAACAUACCGACAGCAGCAGCAGUAGCGACAGUCUUGUCAGUUACGAUAUGACGCCCAGCGAAGUCUCGUUCAACCCUGCCGCCGUGGGAGAGCCCGUGGCGACAGACGAAGUGGAGGCGAGCCAACAGUUGCGGCCUGCGUCUCGUGAUCGGAAACUCCCUAUUCUUGGCGGGCCAUUGAGCUCACAUCCAACGCACGACAGCAGCGCAGACCAGGGCAGCAGUGGCGACGACGGGCCUGUCAAGGCCGUACCGCCCGUACCACCAAUUCCCAGCGGUCUCGAGGGGCGAGUGUCAAAGACCAAGACAUUGCAGGACUACCCAGCGACGCUUCCCAGGCCAGCGACAUCGAAGCGGAGCCUCAAGAGCCGCAGCGGCGAUCGCGGAGUCUCAUCGUCCUGGGGCACUAGCUCCGAGGAGCAUCCUGUGCCAGCGAUGGACCUCCAAUCUCUCUUGAAAGGAAUUGAUAGCCAAGCAGGAGAGCGCAGUUUGGGCACCGUCACAAAGCCGCCGUAUUGA